GCGGGCUCCACUUCCGGCCCAGGCCUGUGCCCCGGAAGUAGUUGCGCGGCGCGGGCCUGCGGGACCGGCGGGGAGGCCGGCGGGGCGCGUCGCCAUGUUCCUGUCGGCGGUCGCCCUUGCCAAGAGCAAGUCAAAAGUCAUUCUGGUGAGGAUGUUGAGCGAAGCUGGGACCGGCUACUCCUUCAACACAAAGAGAAGCCGGUUAAGGGAGAAACUGACUCUGUUGCAUUAUGAUCCAAUUGUGAGGAAAAAAGUUCUUUUUGUGGAACAGAAAAAAAUACGCUCCCUCUAAACAAUGGAUUGAGAACGAGUUUGAUUUAUAAAUGAGAAGACCGAGGGCGGGAUACUGAUUCAGAAAAUCUGCAGCCUGUGGAGAAAGAAGAGGAAACGGCGUGGAAUCAGGGGCCCCUGUGGGUCGUGGCCAUUGUGGAGGCGAACAAUGCCGUGAGAGCAAGUUCUUCGUCCGAGGACACAGAUCAUUGCAUCACGUUUAUUUAUCUUUCUGGGUAUUUUUAUAGCCCUUAAUAAAAAAAUAUUAAAAUA
Messenger RNA from Sorex fumeus (smoky shrew), 543 nucleotides. RefSeq names its product mitochondrial ribosomal protein L33 (gene MRPL33). Gene Ontology annotation, cellular component: ribosome; mitochondrion. The record is from RefSeq and is a predicted model, not a curated record. Gene Ontology annotation, biological process: translation. The transcript is spliced from 4 exons. The coding region runs from base 95 to 292 and encodes 65 amino acids. Gene Ontology annotation, molecular function: structural constituent of ribosome. NCBI's taxonomy places the organism in Eukaryota, Metazoa, Chordata, Mammalia, Eulipotyphla, Soricidae.